Lepus europaeus (European hare) is the source of this 501-nucleotide messenger RNA. It is a transcript of the gene AVP, whose product is annotated as arginine vasopressin. The transcript has 3 exons. Lineage: Eukaryota; Metazoa; Chordata; Mammalia; Lagomorpha; Leporidae. The record is from RefSeq and is a predicted model, not a curated record. Gene Ontology annotation, molecular function: neurohypophyseal hormone activity. Gene Ontology annotation, cellular component: extracellular region; secretory granule. The coding region runs from base 7 to 501 and encodes 164 amino acids.
GCCAGGAUGCCCGACACCAUGCUGCCUCUCUGCUUCCUCGGCCUGCUGGCCUGCGCCUCCGCUUGCUACUUCCAGAACUGCCCAAGGGGUGGCAAGAGGGCCAUGUCCGACCUGGAGCUGCGACAGUGCCUCCCCUGCGGCCCCGCGGGCAAGGGCCGCUGCUUCGGGCCCAGCAUCUGCUGCGCCGACGAGCUGGGCUGCUUCGUGGGCACCGCCGAGGCGCUGCGCUGCCAGGAGGAGAACUUCCUACCUUCGCCCUGCCAGUCGGGCCAGAAGCCGUGCGGGAGCGGGGGCCGCUGUGCCGCCGCCGGCGUCUGCUGCAACGACGAGAGCUGCGUGACCGACCCCGAGUGCCGCGAGGCCUUCCCCCGCCGCGCCCGCGCCAGCGACCGCGGCAACGCCACGCAGCUGGACGCGCCCGCCGGGGCCCUGCUGCUGCGGCUGGUGCAGCUGGCGGGGGCGCCGGAGCCCGCAGAGCCCGCCAAGCCCGGCGGCUACUGA